AGAAUUAAAAAUAGAAAAAAAUUGUUGAUUCUUCCAGGAAGACGACCGACCCAAAACCUCCAUAAUCUUUCCCGUCUUCUUCUCUCUAAACAUUUUUGCGAUUCUAUCCCAGUUUCCUUCUUAUUCCCAAACUCUGAAUACAUGUAUUUUCGGUCUUCCCUAACCAUAUCCUGAUUCUGCGUUGAUCACCCAACCUCUUCCUCUCUUUUUUCGCUCAAUAAACCCCAACUCACGGUUCUAUGUUUUUGCUGUUUAAUUAAUCUGCAUAAAUCAAAUUAGUAUGGAGUUUUGAUCAAACGCUGUUUCGUUUAUUUACUUUAUUUUUGCUCUUUCAACCUUUUUGGGUCCAUUGAUGAACACUUGCCGCUCGGAGAACUCCCAGCACCGUUUUGUAGAUUGUAGACCCCUUUUCACAAAAAUAAGUUAAUAUUAAAACAAUAGUUUGAGGAUGAAGAGAGGAAAGGUUGACCUGGUCUUGUCUUUCAGCCGAAAGAAGUUGGUGCGGAUUUUGAUUUUCAUGGGCCUUGUGUAUGUAAUCAUGAUGGUUCUAGAGGUACCCUUUGUGUUCAGAAGUAGGUCGAGUUUAGUUCCCCAGGAGGGUUUUGGGCAUGGACACUUGAGCUCUAGUUCGAGGCCUAAGGUGCUCGAUAGUGAAGAGAGCUUGGAAGAAAAAGAAGCUCCAAUUCGGCCUAUGAACGUUGCUUUUUGGGUCGGGCCAUACGAUUCUAGACAUGAAAGGAGGAUCAAAGAGUUGCCGCCAAAUCAUCCACUUUCUAGCCUGGUGCUUGACGAUAGCUUCUCGAAUGUGAGCAGCGAACGUGGGUUUGCUGGGAUCCUGAAGUCCGCUGCUCAGGCUUUCGAACUGGGGAGGAGAGUUUGGGAGGAACUCGAAUCGCUCAAAGAAGGAACAGUUGCUUCUACGGACAGUAGUAGUACCAACCACAACAAGACAGAGGAAUGCCCACAUUCCGUUUGGAUGUCCGGGGAAAAUUUUCAGGCGAAAGGUAAGAUGAUGGUGUUGCCUUGUGGGCUGACCCUGGGCUCUCAUGUUACGGUUGUGGGGAGGCCGAAACGAGCUCACCCGGAGAGCGACCCGAAAAUAUCCCUGUUGAAGGAAGGACAGUACGUGAUGGUUUCACAGUUCAUGAUGGAGUUGCAGGGGCUGAAGACAGUUGAUGGGGAAGACCCUCCAAGGAUUUUGCAUUUCAACCCGCGGUUGAAGGGGGAUUGGAGUGGGAAGCCUGUGAUUGAGCAUAAUACUUGUUAUAGGAUGCAAUGGGGAACCGCUCAACGAUGUGAGGGGUGGCGGUCCAAUGAUGAGGAGGAGACUGUUGAUGACCAGGUCAAAUGUGAAAAGUGGGUUCGUGAUGAUGACAAUAGUUCUGAACAAUCAAAGGCCACGUGGUGGUUAAACCGGCUAAUGGGGCGAACGAAGAAGGUCUUAGUUAAUUGGCCAUUCCCAUUUUCCGAGGAUAACUUGUUUGUGCUAACUCUUAGUGCUGGCUUCGAAGGUUAUCAUGUUCACGUCGAUGGCAGGCAUAUAACCUCAUUUCCAUACCGCAUUGGAUUUGCACUAGAGGAUGCCACUGGUUUGUGGUUAAAUGGUGACAUUGAUGUUCAUUCAGUCUUUGCUGCUUCCUUGCCCACAUCCCAUCCUAGUUUUGCUCCACAAAAGAAUCUCGAAAUGUCAAGCAGAUGGAAGGCCCCACCUCUCCUUGAUCGACCCGUGGAACUAUUCAUAGGCGUUCUAUCUGCGGGCAACCAUUUUGCUGAGAGAAUGGCUAUUAGGAGGUCAUGGAUGCAGCAUAAGCUUAUCAAAUCUUCAGAUGUUGUUGCUAGAUUCUUCGUUGCACUGCAUGCGAGAAAGGAAGUGAAUUUGGAGCUAAGGAAAGAAGCUGAUUUUUUUGGUGAUAUUGUCAUAGUUCCAUACAUGGACAAUUAUGACCUUGUUGUCCUCAAAACUGUUGCGAUCUGUGAAUAUGGGGCUCAUGUGGUUUCUGCCAAAAAUAUCAUGAAAUGUGAUGAUGACACAUUUGUGAGGUUAGAUGCGGUUGUAAAUGAAAUAAGUAAAAUACCUGAAGAUAAGAGCUUCUAUAUCGGUAAUAUAAAUUAUUACCAUAAGCCCCUGCGAAGUGGUAAAUGGGCGGUGACAUAUGAGGAAUGGCCGGAAGAAGAGUACCCACCUUAUGCAAAUGGGCCAGGUUACAUAGUUUCAUCUGAUAUCGCGCACUCCAUAGUGUCUGAGUUUGAGAAACAUAAGUUGAAGUUGUUUAAGAUGGAAGAUGUGAGCAUGGGGAUGUGGGUAGAGAAGUUCAAUAGCACAGUAACUCCCCCGGUGGAAUAUGUGCACAAUUUGAAGUUCUCACAAUCCGGGUGUGUGGAUGAUUAUUACACGGCUCAUUACCAGUCUCCCCGACAGAUGAUUUGCAUGUGGAAUAAACUGCAGCAAGGAAAGCCUCAUUGCUGCAACAUGCGAUGACAGUUUGGGUUCAUCCUUCUCCAUAUAUCUCAGAAUCUUGUAAGAAAGAAAAGGGGAGAGGACAAUCUAGGAUAAUCAAGCUCCCUCCCCCACCCAUCCGCCUUGUUUUUGCAGUGCAGUUAUAGCAUUAAUGCUAUUAUAGUCUGUAAAUGUUUCCUGAAUUCUUGCUCUCAGUUACGGUAGUAGGGUUGCUUUAGAAUAUUGUUAUUAAUUCAAUUUAUUUAGCUCUAUCUUGGUUGUUUCUUUUAUCAUGUAACUAGUUUUAUAGGAGAAUA
This is a messenger RNA of Cuscuta europaea, 2754 nucleotides long. NCBI's taxonomy places the organism in Eukaryota, Viridiplantae, Streptophyta, Magnoliopsida, Solanales, Convolvulaceae. The record is from the annotation of a GenBank genome assembly.